AUAUCAUACAAUAUAAUAUAUAUAUUAUUCUUGUGCAUUUUAUCUCUCAUAUAAUAUUUUUCUUGAACUUUCUUUUGUGAAGAUCACAUGUUAAUUUCAUCAUGGGGGAUUCUCCUGCUUCUUACAUAUACAUGGUCCAACACCUUAUAGAGAAGUGCCUAAUUUUCAACAUGACAAAAGAGGAAUGCAUGGAAGCACUUUCCAAACAUGCAAAUAUCAAACGUGUCAUCACUGUUACUGUGUGGAAUGAGUUGGAGAAAGAGAACAGAGAGUUCUUCGAGGCAUACGCGAAAUCACAGAACAAAAAUCACGCGAUAGAGGUAGAGGUAGAGGGAGGGGCAAGUACAAUGAUCCAGAAAUUGAUAUUGGAUCGAGAUCAUACUAAAAAUUCAGAUAACAUAUGAUCGCGUGUUGAUUAUAAUGUUAAAGAAAUUACGUUCAAACAAGCAAAUAUGUCAUGGUUCGAGGAGUCCAUGUGCCGCGUAUAUAGACCUUAAGGGCAUGGUGGCGUAACCAUCAAAAGUCAAAACUAUGAUGGUAGCUUUAUCGCUCGGAUUCUUCAAAAAUGUUCGUCAGGUGUACGUCAGAUCCUUCAGAAGUAAUACAUUGUUGAAGCUUUUGACGUGAAUACGACAACAUUUUAGAGAGUUCGAGCAACAUAGACGGGUAAUAGUACUAUGUGCUAACCUUAAUAGGCUUAUUGAAUCAACUCCCAAAAAUCCCAAGUUGGUAUUAAUGAGCCAAAAUCUUAGGGAUGUGUUGUAACAAAGUGUUGUUAACUUUUUUUUCUUUCUUUC
Messenger RNA from Capsicum annuum, 797 nucleotides. RefSeq lists its product as uncharacterized. Gene Ontology annotation, biological process: developmental process. The record is from RefSeq and is a predicted model, not a curated record. The coding region runs from base 102 to 404 and encodes 100 amino acids. Lineage: Eukaryota; Viridiplantae; Streptophyta; Magnoliopsida; Solanales; Solanaceae. The transcript has 3 exons.